AUGGAGGAACCUUUACCCGGGAUCACUCCCAUCAACUGUUACAAUGUCGAAAAAGGUAAAUUAAGUGCAUCGGUGAAGUGGUUAAUUGGACGUGUUUACGGAAGUGCAGCUCCUGACCUUUUAGUAAAACCAAUCAAAGAGAACACCAAUAAUACCUUCCAGCUAGAAACAGCUGUAAUGACGGGUUUAACCAAUGCAUCAUUGUACAGUAAUGCUGCUGCUAAAAUAUUCAAGGAUCAAAGUCUUCUUAAUAAGCCACAUAGUGUUGUACUUCGAGCUUUGACAAAUCAUUCAAUUCCAAUCACAGUAUCCGGCGAAGAAUCAGAUAUCAGCGAGGCAAUGUUGUCAACAGUUCAACCUUUUCAUCAGGCUGCCCAUUUGGCAAUAAUGGAUUCGUUAAUGAUUGCACACAUGCGAUCCAUCAUUACGAUUGAUAAAGUGGUAGAAGCUGUACAGAAUUACACGACAGUUGACAAACGCGAAGAACCAAUGGAUAGUGUUGAUGCAUUGUUGUUUUGGAUCAAUAAAAUUUGUUUACUAGUACGAGAUGAUAUGGAAAAAUUUGCUGUAAUGAAUAAAAAUUCUAGAGAACAGUAUGGAUCAGUGGUAGUACCCGAAAUGGAAGAUCUCUAUGAGGAUAUGUGUGAUGGCGCUUGCAUUUGCGCACUUGUUGGAUUUUAUCGACCCAAUGAAAUGAUUUUGCGAGACAUUUGUUUCAACGAUCCAAUGAGCCUUGCUGAUUGCCAGUACAAUUUAACACUUCUUAGGAAGUUCUGUUCUCAUCUUCCAUGGAAUCCAUUUCAUUUCGAAAUUGAAGAUAUUUUAUAUCUUCAUGAAAGUUUACAGCCAAAUGUAAACGCUUUUUUAGCUGAUCUUUUUCAAAUUUUCGAAGGAGAUGGAGUAAUAAAUGCUCCAAGUCCUAUUGAGGCAUCAACUACUCCCAUACGUGCAAGAUAUUUUGUACCAGUAAAUGGAAUACCUGAUUUGCGAUCUCAAGCUGCUCCAAACAAGACACUUAAUCAAUUUAGAUCUCGUUUUCAACCUGAAAUAUCACGAACAUUUUCUGCGAUGUCUUCAGAUUCACUGAUGACCACUCGUUCGGGCGAAUCAGGGAAACAUCAUUAUCAGAAGAAUUUUGCUGGUUCUAAAACCAAUUUUGGUGAACUGACACAGUGUGGCGAUCAUGUCAGUGGUAUGGGUAGUUUUUCGCAGAGAGGAACAUACCUUCGUAGUGAUUCAAUGCCAGCUGCAAGUAUACGUUUGGCAUUGGAAGAAAAGCGACGUGAACAUGAAAAAAGACGUUAUUUGGAAACGAAUCAGAGUGAAUCAGAGCGCGCACAGAAACAGAAAGAUGCAUUUUUCACGCUUAUGCAACGCUUGGAAAAAGGUUCUGAUGCACGAUCACGUGCAGCAAGUGAAAUAGGCAGCUCUCAAACAUACCAAUCACAAGAAUUAUCUUUUUUAAAGGAAACUGUACAGGAUUUAAAGAAACGACUGCAAGAGAUGUCGGUGCAGCAGGAAAAUUUAAGUCGCCAGGUAGACGAACAACGUCAAAUGACACAUGCCAUUUCUCAACCUGCCAUCCAUACAGAAUUUGGUCCGAUAAAUGAACCAAAUCAUGUGCUUAAUAGUUCUUAUGCAACUUUACCGCAUAAUGCAAUAAAAUCGAUGCAUCAAACACAGCAACAUACGUACGCGACACCUUACAUGGCCCCUGUAGAACCGCAGUUAUUUGGACAGCCUACGCAUCAUUCACCAGAUAAAAAUCAGUCGUUCCCUAUGCAUUCACUGCAGAUGCCUCUGAAUGGAUACUCCAGUCAACCGGACUAUCAAUCGACAGUGCCUAUUUAUGCAUCGCAUGUUAUUCCUAAUUCUCAACUAUCAACACCACAGUAUCAACUAAGCCUGGAUGGUACAUAUGUUUUGCAUUCACAGGAUGCUGGUAUGAAUCCUGUUGUUGGUUCACCGUUUAUGCUUACUAAUGCUGUCGCUAAUUCCACUGCGGUUGCAAACAAUACAUUUCGACUUCAUCGGAAUGAUGCAUCAUCGAGUCGUUUGGAUCCAUCACUUGAGAUAAAUCGUAAUUUGACUAACUGGGGACUCUCCUAUAAAGCUGGACAGACGAUGCGACCACAAAGGCGUACUUGGGACAAUAGAACAUUUGUAAAAAGUGAAAUGGAUUUAUCGAAUCAACCUGAAUUUCCACCAGGAGUUCCUUCACAUCUGCAAAAUCAGUCGUCGGGAGCAUCUGAAAAUGUAGACCUUGUCAAAAUGCCCGAAUCCAUAUCCUUGCAGCAAAGAGAAUCCAAUGUACUACAACAUUUGCAGCAAACUGAUUUUGAUCCUUACACUAAGCAGAAGGAGGAUGACAAACCUGGACAUCAACAGAGUCCACCAAAAGAUCCUAUUUCAUCUACAAAUGCCGAUGUACCUCUUUCACAAAUCAAUCGAAAGCUUUCAUCUACACGUGCUUCACAAUUUAUUGUCGAUGAUGCAGCCGAUAAGCCUGUCAUCAGCGUGACUCCUGAAAUGGAAGCAAAACGUGAAGCACUGUUAGCGAAAACCUUACGACGCCGUGAACAAAUUGAGCAAAAAGUAGGAGAAAUUGAAGCUAAAAAUGCCGAACGAAGACAGGCUGAAUUAGAAAGGCAGGAAGCUGCUGAACAACGGAAGCGUGAACGCGAAUUACAACGGCAGAGAAUAUUAGAUGAAUACAAGCGUAAAAAGAUGGAAAAAGAGUUGGAAAAUAAUGAAAUAUCUAAUGGUCGAGGAUAUAGUCAACCGCCUUUAACACCGCGACCAAAAAGCACGAUGGAAGGAAUGAAUCUACGAACGAAACGUUCAGGCCGACCGCAAAGUAGCUUCGAAGAAAGCACUGCACCGUCAUCAGCUCGUAUUCCCGUACCAAGUACUGCUGAACCAACAUUGAAACUCUUUUCGAAAUAUGUUCAUAAAUCGAAUCGAUCAAUGAUUAUAAAUGCUCUGCAAUAUUCGGUGUUUCCUGGAAGUGUUUGGGAUAAACAGCGUGCUGAAGUGCUUGGUGAACUGGCAAAAAGUGACAGUAAACAUUUCCUUUUGCUGUUUCGGGAUCAAAAAUGUCGCUAUUUAGGUGCAUAUAGCUGGGAUCAACAGUCGGAUACUGCUCAUCGCAUUCACGGAAGAGGCCCCAAUAUUUGCCAUGAAUCGAUGAUGCACCUUAUGUUUAAAUAUGAUUCGGGUGCGAAGAAAUUUUCACAGAUACCAACAAAACAUCUUUCGGCGACGAUUGAUGGUUUCACAUUACAAGAUCAAUAUAUGCAGGGUCCGAAAAUUCCACACAGUAAUAGUAUUAGCAGGUAG
Molecule: messenger RNA, 3339 nt
Organism: Acanthocheilonema viteae
Lineage: Eukaryota; Metazoa; Nematoda; Chromadorea; Rhabditida; Onchocercidae
Source: the annotation of a GenBank genome assembly